ACAGAGCGAGAUGUUCUGCUCCCUUUCCUCCCUCUGCUCUGCCGUCCUUGAGAUCCCAAACAGCUCCGCGUGCCACGCCCACGCCGCGGCCGGCAGCCUCCUAGUUUCGUCCUCGAUCUCCUCUACGACUCUCCACCGGCCACCACUUGAAGUUACAACGAGAACGAUAGACACGAGAAGCACGUACGAACCAUGCCCGAGCAAGCGAGCCGCGAUGUGGCGGCAACAAGGCAGAGGAGGCAUGGCCAUGGCCAUGGAGUGAUGGGCGGAGCCCCGCAGGCUGAUGACGGCAGCGGUGUCGCCGACCCAGGAGGGUAUGCGGAGGUUGAUCCCACUGGACGAUAUGGCAGGUACAGCGAGAUUCUUGGCAAGGGCUCCUCAAAGACUGUGUACCGGGGGUUCGACGAGUGGCAGGGCAUCGAGGUGGCGUGGAACCAGGUGCGCCUCCACGACUUCCUCCUGCAGAGCCCCGCCGACCUGGAGCGCCUCUACUACGAGGUCCACCUCCUCGGCGCCCUCCGCCAUCGCGCCGUCAUGCGCCUCCAUUCUUCCUGGAUCGACCCCCGCCGCCGCACCCUCAACUUCGUCACCGAGCUCUUCUCCUCCGGCACCCUCCGCCAGUACAGGGAGAAGCACCGGAUGGUGAGCAUGGCGGCGGUGAAGCACUGGUGCCGGCAGAUCCUCGACGGCCUGGCGUACCUGCACGCCCACGACCCGCCCAUCCUCCACCGGGACCUCAAGUGCGACAACAUCUUCGUCAACGGCAACCAGGGCCAGGUCAAGAUCGGGGACCUCGGCCUCGCCGCCACCGCCACGGCCCAGCACCGCGUCGUCGUCGGCACGCCGGAGUUCAUGGCGCCGGAGGUGUACGGAGAGGCCUACGACGAGCUCGCCGACGUCUACUCCUUCGGGAUGUGCGUCCUCGAGAUGCUCACAAUCGAGUACCCCUACAGCGAGUGCUCCAACCCCGUCCAAAUCUACAACAACGUCGUCUCCGGAAUAAAGCCUGAAGCUUUGUACAGGGUGAAAAACCCGGAGGCAAGGCGGUUCAUCGAUAGGUGUCUGGCCCCGGCGUCCCGGAGGCCUGCCGCGAGGGAGCUGCUCCAUGAUCUUUUCUUGCAGGUUGGAGGAGGCGGCGGCCUCGCUUCAGGGGAUCGAAAUUACGAUCAUGUGCACCUGCACCAGCCUUCUCGCCAGGAGAAGCAUGGCUACAGCAAUGGCGGAUCCGUGACGAGCAACGGGUUAUCGACCGUCGACGACGACGAGGACACGGCGCCGUCGAUAGAAAGAUCGUAUUGCGAAGAGGAUGAGGACGACGACGCCGACAGUAGGUACGGUGGCAUCGACCUGCUGUUCGCCGAGCACGAAGACGAUAACGUUGCUGGCGUGGACAUAAAGAUCAGAGGGAGGAGAAUGGAGGACGGCGGCAUAUUCCUUCGACUCCGCAUCGCCGACAAAGACGGCACAGGUCUCGUUCGGAGCAUCUAUUUCCCUUUCGACACCGACGCCGACACGGCUCUGAGUGUGGCGACGGAGAUGGUGGGGGAGCUGGACAUCAUCGACCACGAGGUGACUCACAUCGCCGGCAUGAUCGACGGCGAGAUCGGCGCUCUGGUGCCGGACUGGGCUGCGGGUCCAGGCCUGGAAGACGACGAAGACGAAGAUGGCGCCCCGGACGCGCCGAGAAGCGCCGCAUGCUGCCAGAACUGCCGAUUGUCGUUGUCCGGCGGCUCGCUCCUCGACAUCAUGUCCUCGGCCGCACACCGUGGCUGCCGGUGCGCUGAGCUGCACGGCCGGUUCGAGGAGAUCACGUUCCAGCAAGCCGACGAAGAGCAGGUGCAUUCGGAGGAUUCAGGAUGCAGCUCGAUUGAGCAUCCCUGAUAACGGCGAGGAAACAAUCCGGCACCGCUAGGUGUGCUCACAUACAUACGUGACUUGAUCGAUGCCUUGCAAGAACAUAGUCUGCAGUCUGGACCGCUGAACAACGCUAUUGGUGUUUGACGCGUCUUUCUAAACGUGUAAAUCUACAGGUCCAUAGAUUGAUUUGAUUCUUCUGUUUCUGAGAUCACAAAAA
Molecule: messenger RNA, 2074 nt
Organism: Lolium perenne
Lineage: Eukaryota; Viridiplantae; Streptophyta; Magnoliopsida; Poales; Poaceae
Product: probable serine/threonine-protein kinase WNK1
Biological process (GO): protein phosphorylation
Molecular function (GO): protein kinase activity; ATP binding
Source: RefSeq, a predicted model, not a curated record